AUGUCAUCAGAUACUGUCUUGACCGCAUUGGAGAAAAAUAUUACGGAUAAGGAGAUAGAAACUGUCAUUGCACCAUUACAACAAGCUUACACCAAGUACCAAGCAAUACUCAAAGACAUUGAGACACUUUCUGAACAAGCCAAAUGGGGUGAAGCCUGUACCCAUAUUACUGAAGUAACAGAAUAUGCCCAAACCCGCUUUAAAAUAUGCUUCUACCGCAAUGAACAAAGCAAAAAGCCAACAAAGUCGCCUUGCCACCAAAACAGGUUCGACCAGUUCUAAACGUACACGCAGCACCAAGUCAUCCCGCACAUCUGCAACCUCCAGUAAUGUCUGGAGGUGGGCAUUAGCAGAGGCUGCCGCAGCCCAGAAGCAAGCUGAAUUCGAGCAAUUAAUGGCCGAAAAAGAAAGUGAGAAAAAGCAACGCGAAGCCGAACAAGAAUUCCAUCGGGAACAAAUGCGUGUGCAACAUGAACGGGACAUGGCAAUAUUAGCGGCAGAGAAAAGAAAAGCAGUAGCAGACGCUAAGCUAAAGGCCAUAGAACAGUCUAUUCGUGAAGAAGACGCAACUUCCAUUUAG
Messenger RNA from Paramuricea clavata, 580 nucleotides. The record is from the annotation of a GenBank genome assembly. Lineage: Eukaryota; Metazoa; Cnidaria; Anthozoa; Malacalcyonacea; Plexauridae.